Messenger RNA from Procambarus clarkii (red swamp crayfish), 5872 nucleotides. The record is from RefSeq and is a predicted model, not a curated record. NCBI's taxonomy places the organism in Eukaryota, Metazoa, Arthropoda, Malacostraca, Decapoda, Cambaridae.
UUCCAUUUUGUUAAUUACUCUGAUAAGAAAUUCUUUCUAAUGUAUCUGGCUCAUUUGGGUAUUGAGCCACAGUGUACCGAGUGUAUAACGGACGCUAAAUACUCCAUAUGUAUUUGAAGAUUUGUAUGAGGAGCGUGUGAUGGCUUCUCAACCGUGUGCUUGCUAUACUGUUUUAUUUUUGUGUUGAAAUCUUGCGCAACUAUUUAUUUCUUUAUAAAAUGAUCUCAAGUGCAGUUUAAUUCCAGGCAUAAAAGUGCAUGUAUGUAAGCUCUGAACUAUUUAUGAAAAUGGUAGAAGUUAGAGUGGUGAGGCCAUACUGUGGGUGGCAGACCCUGGCGGAGUGAUGCCACUGACCCCGCAGCGACAAGCAGGCUACCCACGACCCCAACCAUCUGUCGGGUGGUGGUGCUACCUUUACGGACUUGCCACCAACCAUGGGUCUGGUGAACUGUUUCACUUGGCUACUUUCAUCCAUAAUAUCCCGUAGCCUCUUAAGUCAGUUCUAGGCCGCUUUUAGCCUAGGCUAACGGCUGGUCUAGGAUCAACAGAACAAAACGCUACUGCGCUACUGUUAACAGCUGAGCUCUUACAUGCCGUCAACGGAGCAACAGGUCACGCCGCUAUAAAAAUACAUCUUAAAACUUGUGUUGGAGAGCGACGGGUAGCCAUCAACGAAACAAGGUUCCAUACUGUGUCAGAGGAGACUUUGCCAUGAACCAGGAUGCGUUGGCGGAAGACUCAAGAUUUGGAUCUGACAGAAAAUGGGCGUGAGGCGUCUGGUCGUGUCAGCGUGAGGGGGGACGAGCUACCUCUCGUGUCAUCGCCGCCCCCACGACUGUCAUCUCCCACCCAGGCCUCCUCUUCCCCGUCCUCCUCUUCCUCGCUCUCCUCCACGCCUCUCACCUCCCUUCGUGACGAUGUUCCCCAAGCGCCCUUCCCAAGAAGUGACGUCCCAGGAGCGUCACCUUUGACCAGCACCACAAGAAUGGAUACUCAAGGAACUACGUCCACGACUAGUACCGCAAGAACCCCAGAAGUGAUAUCUAUUACCUACACCCCGAGGAGGGAUGUCCCAUCAGCGACGUCAUCUACCAGUACCCCGAGAAGGGACGCCACGUCAGCGACGUCAUCUACCAGUACCCCGAGAAGGGACGCCACGUCAGCGACGUCAUCUACCAGUACCCCGAGAAGGGACGCCCCGUCAACGACGUCAUCUACCAGCACCCCGAGGAGGGACGCCACGUCAACGACGUCAUCUACCAACACCCCGAGGAGGGACGCCACGUCAGCGACGUCAUCUACCAGCACCCCGAGAAGGGACGCCACGUCAGCGACGUCUCACGCGGCAUUCUUGGCCUCUAGCCUUCACGAUGUCCCUCAUACACUGGCUUCGACUCCCAAGAAGAACAUGCCGGCUGGGGUAAGGUGUCCUGCGGUAUAUAGCACUGGAGUGGAAGAAGACCUUAGCUUCAAUUCCAAGUCCCCGAUGAGGGUAGAGAUGGCAUCCCUUGAUACUCUGCGUACAGGUUCAAGUCCCAAUAGACACAAGUCAGCGGCACCGGUGCCAGGGAGUGUCGAGGGGGCUAGUCUGCAGCUAGCUGCUACGGUGUCUGUAGCGUCUAGUCCACAUUCCAGGGCUUCCAGUUCACACCAGCCACGUCCUGGCGCCCACUCAGCAACCACUAGUCCACAGAAAGUGCCAGUCAGCCCACAGCCAAUCUUGGCCGGUCUACACAUUCCAAUCAGUCCUUAUAAAAUGCCAGUCAGUCCACAGAAACUACCAGUUAGUCCACAGAAACUACCAGUUAGUCCACAGAAAGUGCCAGUUAGUCCACAUAAGAUGCCAAUUAGUCACCAAAAGAAUUUACCAGUCACUCCAUACAAGAUACCAGUCUCACCGCAGAAUAUUAUGCCAGUCAUUCUGCCGAAAACAGCAUCAGCUGCUCCACAGAAAACAACCAUUAAUUCACAAAGUGCACCAAAUAGUGAGCAAAUCACAGUCAUUAGUCUACAGAAGGAGAGCGUUACCAGCCCCCUGAAAACAGCGAUGAGUGCUCCUACGACACCUUCAAGGUCUCCUUGUGCAUUGUCCAGCAGUCAGGCGUGGAGACCCGCGUCUCACACCACGGCCUUCGGGACCCCACCUUUACCAGAUCGGGGGAGUGGAGGCGUGGUGGUUGUGGUGAAUGGAGGGCCAGUCACUGACUCCAGCCCCCGGCACUUGGAGGAUGGCCAGGUCAGGUCACCGAGACAGCACAGUGUCAUCUCUACAACUAUUCCUGUCGGCGACAUAGCGUCCUUCAGUGAGAACGAGAGCAGAGAAGCAGGCAAGGGGGAACAGAACCAGGCAUGGGGUCAGCAGGUGGGCAAGAAAACGAGGAGUCCGGCAUCUAGGAAAUCCAGUUCGAAGUCCAUUGUCCAUGGAGAACCCAAGAGAAACACCCACGAGAAGAGCAAAUCAGUGACGAUUGUAGUAAACGACCAACAAGUGACCUACUCGAACACCCCGAACACUUAUACCACCGCCAACGACCUCCAACAUCCCCACGCAAACGGUAUCACCAACGGAGACCUCAAUCACCACCUUCCUAAGACGGCAGAUGAUAUUAACGAGGGUGAGAGAGUAAUGGUCAACGGGCACACUGUAGCCAAGGGCGACGGCGACACCACCAGACCUGCCUCUGCUGCAUCCCUUCCAGGAAGCACUAAAGUAGAUCCGGACAUUCAGGUGCGGCCUCUGGUGGGGUGGUGGGGAGAAGCUUCCUGCAGCGGCGGCUCUGUAGUGGAGGACCCUGCCUCCUCUGAUGACUGCCACCGCUCUACCCUUACUCUCGUCCACUCUCCCGCCCGUACCUACCUGAGUGGUGAGACUGGAGACACAGUGGGAGGUGAAGACUCAGGGGAGGCAUGGAGUGGUGUUGUAUCAGGCGUGUGUGGUGUGGUCCUCAUUGUUGGUGCUGCAUCACUCCUCCGGCUACCAUGCUUACUCUAUGAAUAUGGAGCAGGAAGCUUUCUGGCAGCAUGGUGUGCAGUCCUGGUGGUGAUAGCAGCCCCACUUGCAUACUUGGAGGCUUGUCUUUCUCAGUUCAGUAGCUCAGCAGCCCUUGCAGUUUGGCGUCUUAUUCCCAUAGCUAGAGGUGUUGGAUGGUCGACAGUGGUGGUGUGUUUCUACUGGGCAGUUGUUGUGUUGGGUUAUGUGGCCCCAGUCAUCCACUACACUUUACUGUGGAUUAAUUCAGCACUUCUCCAGAAGGCUGUGUCACCAUUGUGUAGUGACAGCAUCAACAACUACACCAACACCGGUGAUUGGAGUGUCGACUACCAUAGAUUAUGCGUGUAUGAACUGCCAGAUGAGUGGCAGUCAGGGGUGGAGUUGACCUUUGUUUGGCCACUUCCUGCAGUCAUGGCAGCUACUGUUCUUACAACCUCUAUUAUAGCUGCUUGUGGAGCGCACACCCUGGCAGGAAUUACUGGAGCUAUGGCAAUAUUAGCGGUCAUAGGAUUAAGCUUGCAACUUGGUAUUGGGUUGACAGAGAUGUAUGGACGAGACAUGCAAAGCUUGUGGGAGCUCGCUCGUCCCUUCCUCACCCCUCAAGGAGGAACACUCCUGCAGCCCCGGGUGUGGUGUGCAGCACUUGCGCAUGUGCUACUUUCCCUGGGGCUUGGUGUUGGCCUGCUCAUGAACUUCUCCUCUAGAGGAUCCUUCAGGUUCACACUCAGACGACAUGUGUGGGGAUUAGUGGUGUUGCUUGGGGUAGUGACAGCACUGGUGUCGGUGGUGACAGUGCUGCAGCUCACACUCCUGGCAAGUGACCGAGGGCUCGGUGUGAGCCAAGCUCUGGCAUCUAUCAGAUAUGAAUAUAAUGGGACAACUGCUGGGGACAACUUCUUGGAGAUGAUUGAUGAAAAUGCCAUUGGAGUUAGUGUUGGAACUGCGGUGAUUACGGCUUCACAUUUAAUGGCCGUGGUAACCUUUCCCAUUGUGUGGCUAAAACAAGUUGUUUCAACCAUUAUUUUCACAGGGCUUUGGUGUAGUGGAGUGACGACAGGCACUGUAUGCAUCCACACACUAAUUGCAGCACUUAGAGAUGCACGUGAUUGUCUUCCCCGAGCCACUGCAGCUCUAAUACUGGCCCCACUUCUUUUAGCAGCAGCUACGCCAUCAGUUACCAAGGGUGGAGCUGCUGUUGUAGCCCUGCUGGAUGGCGAUGUCUUGACCCUGGUAGUGUUGUGGCCACCGUUUACACUUACUCUUGCCAUUACUAUUAUUUACGGAAUACACAAGGUUCGCAAGGACUUCACUUUCAUGCUUGAGGCAACAGUCAGCUUGCUAUGGAUUCCAUUGUGGGGUGUCUUUAUCCCUCUGACUCUUCUGGGUAUCGUCAUAUGGGCUUGUAUAAUGGAUGGACAAGCAGUUGCAGUUACUGAUGGACCAGGAUGGAGAACAGCCUUGGUGUGGGGACUGCGGGUAUUGGUUUUGCUUCCUGUUCCAAUAACUGCCAUCUACGUGGUUAAAUCUCAGCUAGCAUACGGUGUCGUUGAUAAAGUGGCUUCAUCACUGCAGUCAUCUCGAGAAUGGGGUGAUUGGGGGCCUCAGGAUCCAAUCGAACAUCAUAACUGGAGAAGGUGGCGGGAGGAUGAAACAAGGCCUAUUACCUCCCUCAAACGUCGCUUUGCAAAUCGACCACUCACAUACACUCAUUCUACCCUAAGCAGUGAAUCUUCAUCAACUCUGACAAGACUACGGAAUAAAUAUCAGAGAAAUGGUACGGCAAGCAUCCUCUGACCACCUUGUGUGUCUAUAGUCAUCAAGGCUUACUCUGACCACCUUGUGUAUCUAUAGUAAUCAAGGCUUACUCUGACCACCUUGUGUCUCUGUAGUCAUCAAGGCUUACUCUGACCACCUUGUGUAUCUAUAGUAAUCAAGGCUUACUCUGACCACCUUGUGUGUCUAUAGUAAUCAAGGCUUACUCUGACCACCUUGUGUCUCUGUAGUCAUCAAGGCUUACUCUGACCACCUUGUGUGUCUAUAGUCAUCAAGGCUUACUCUGACCACCUUGGGUUGUCUCGGUAUUCAUCAAGACAUGCUCUGACUACCAUGUGUCAUCUUGGUAGUCAUCAAAGCAUCCUCUGACCACCAUGUGUCAUCUUGGUAGUCAUCAAAGAAUCCUCUGAUCACCCUGUAUCGUCUUGAGAAUCAUUAAGGUAUAUACUCUGACCACUUUGUGUCGUCUUGGAAGUCUUCCAGGCAUCCUCUGACCACCUUGUGUCAUCUCGGUAGUCAUCAAAGCAUACUCCAACCAGCCUGUGUCAUCCUGGUAAUCAAGAAGGUAUCUUCUGAUCACCUUGUGAUGUUUUGGUAAUCAAGGCAUCCUCUGACUAUUUUGUAUUAUUUUAUUAAUCAUGAAGGUAUCUUCUGACUACCUUGUGAUUUUUGGUAGUCAAGCUAGGCUUCCUCUGAGCACCUUGUGUCACCUCGGUAGUCAUCAAGACAUGCUCUGGCCACCUUAUGUCACCUCAGUAGUCAUCAAAACAUGCUCUGGCAACCUUGUGUCACCUCAGUAGUCAUCAAAACAUGCUCUGGGAACCUUGUGUCAGCUCAGUAGUCAUCAAUACAUGCUCUGGUCAUGUUGUGUCAUCUCUGUAGUCAUCAAGGCAUUUGUAGACCAUUCUGUGUCAUUUUAGUAAUCAUUAAUGCAUGCUCUGACCACCUUAUGUGUUGGUAGUCUUCGAGAUAAUUUUGAUAUUAAUGUAAGUCAUUUUCUGGAGGAAGCCCCUUCGGCUCCCUGGAGCUAACCGGGGUGAUAUGAAUGUAUUAGACCCUGGCAUCAGUCAAUGUGCAUGGAGUACUAGGCCUACCGGGGAGCAAUGG